Messenger RNA from Odontomachus brunneus, 3842 nucleotides. RefSeq names its product nuclear exosome regulator NRDE2. Gene Ontology annotation, biological process: negative regulation of RNA catabolic process; regulatory ncRNA-mediated post-transcriptional gene silencing. NCBI's taxonomy places the organism in Eukaryota, Metazoa, Arthropoda, Insecta, Hymenoptera, Formicidae. Gene Ontology annotation, molecular function: protein binding. The record is from RefSeq and is a predicted model, not a curated record. The transcript is spliced from 10 exons. Bases 219 to 3152 code for a protein of 977 amino acids. Gene Ontology annotation, cellular component: catalytic step 2 spliceosome.
UUUUUCUAACUUAUUGCACCAGUUCAACAGUGCAGCUGAAAAGAACAGAUCAACUAGUAUCAAUUCAGAUAGUUCGGCUAAAAGGAACAGACCUCUUGGCUUUUGCGGACCCUUGAUAGAAAGAAUCCAGCCAAUCAUUGAAAUCUGAAGUCUUGAUAGAAAGAAGUCUUUAUUUAUAUAUUUAUUUAUAAAGCUAUACAAUAUUAUGCAAAUAAAUCAUGUCUCUUUUCCCAGCUUAUUCGAAUGAUACGCCAGAAUCGACAAGUUCUGCAAAGUCUGAUAAUGCUUCUGUCGAAUGGCUAUCAAAUUUGAGCUUUCAAACACCUAUAAUAGUACCUAAACAAGAAACUGAAUUGUCUAUAUAUUCUUCUGAUGAAUCUUUACAUGAUGCAAAAGAGCAAGUACAAUAUGAAACAACUCCUUCAGAUGUAAAAGAACAAUUAAAAAGCAAAGAAUUGAAAACUGACAGGAUUCAAAAGACAGGCAGAAAGAAACGUAAACAUGAUGGCAAAGAACGUAAACCAGAAUAUGAACAAAAUGUUGAAGAUAUAUUUUUUGAAGACAAGCACAGAGAUAAAGGGAAUAAUAAUAUAGAUACAUUUUGCUCUAAAGUCAGACCAUUGUAUGAUAUUAGUAAAAAAUAUAUGUGCUUUGUUAAACAUAAGCAACCGAAGAAAGGCAAAUUCUUUAGAUAUUACAUCAAAAAUAUUGAUUCUGUUGAGGUGCUAAAGAAGAAAGAUACAAUUAUUAAAAAGACAAAUGUCAAAGAAAGUUCAAAGCAAGAUACAGAGGCAGAUGAAAGCUUGCCUUCUUGGUGUACAAAUUUGGAAGAGGAACAAAAGUCUAAGAUUAAAGAAUAUAAUGAGCAAUUGACAGAAAACCCAUAUAAUGUUGAAUGUUGGAUACAUUAUAUUGAUUUCCAGGAUACUCUAGCUAGCUAUCAAAGACACCAAUUACCAAAAGAUACAUAUAGAUCCACAGUGUUGAAAAAGUUAUCUAUUGUUGAAAAGGCACUUGAAAAGAAUGGGAACUCUAAUGAAUUAUUAAAACUGAAGUUACGGUUCAUGAGUGAGUUGACACCAUCUGAUGAACUCUCCAAUCAAUUGGAAACAUUAGUCAAUAAGGAUUCAGGGAACAUUGUGUUAUGGCAGCAUUUUAUUAUGAUCACACAAGGCUCAGUAGCAAUGUGUACUGUACCACGAGUCUUGGAUUUGUAUUCAAGAUGCUUCAGCGUCUUAAGACAACGCUCAAGAACAAAUCCUUCUCUUUAUGAUGCACAACUACUGCAAAUGCUACAUCAAUGCUUAACAUUCCUGAGGCAUACGGGAUUGUGGGAACAGAUGUGGGAAACAAUACGUUUAAAUCUGAACUUGAAUCUGAACUUAGACAAGAAUAGUUUGUUCUUUCAAGGAUCUAUAGAUGAAAAGAAAUUAAUCGGAAUGGAAGAAAUGAUAUUGAUGUCACGAUUACCACUUAAUCAACUGUGGCAGAGGACAGAAUCGUUGAGAGAGAAUUAUCAUUGGAUCAGCGUUAAUAGAGACGAGUUGGAGUUGGUUGGAGAUUCACGGAGAUUCGUUUUACCGGAAGACGUAGCGGACUUUGUACAUCCGAUUCUCUCGCGUAAUUCGAAUUUCCAAAUAGCCAUUUAUUCUCUUUUGUGCCUGAAAGUACCACUUCUACCUUGUCGAGACUAUUACUUAAAGGAAUUAUCGCUAAAAGAUUUUCACUGGGAAGUGGAGUCCUUGGAGGCACUGCUUCCCUUCAUGUAUCCCAUGGUGGGCGAAAUGGCCGGCCAUGAUCAGAGGAAGGAGUUAUUGAAGGAUAUUCUCGAGGGGCGUUUAACGUCGGGCCCUCAAUACGUCAAGUUCCACCCGGCGCAAGAACCAUACUUAGACUUUGUGCGUAAAAUCUUUCAUGCAAUCGCGGAAAGUUUACCCUCGUUGCAACGCACGAGUAUAUACGUCUGGUGGUUGCGACUGGAAAGAUUACUCGUCUCUCUCGGCAAGGACGAACCUUUGAAACACGACAACAAAGGGAAGAAACUAAGGACAACGUUGAAGGAAUUUCUAAAGAAGGACGAGAACAGAAAUAACUUAUAUUUUUACAAGGAGUACGCCUUGAUAGAACUGGAAAUGGGUAGAUUCAGUAACUGCGUCAACAUACUUGAGACUGCCAUUCAGUCUCAAGGAGCAUGUCCUUCUGCGAUCACCAACGAGAACGAAAGGGCAGCGCUUUUUAGCGUGUAUAGAACAUUUAUUGAGACCUUGCUCGAUGCCAGAACGUACGACGAGUCGCACAGGCAAUGGAUACUAAAAGUCUUCAGUCAGAUGAUACCCGGCGAAAGCGCGGAUCAAAACUCACUGGUCGAAGCGUACUUACAUGGACAAGUACGUGACUUCCUACAAACCGCGCCCAGUGAGAACGGAAAGGACACUUUCUUCUUGUCAGACCUGGAGUGCGAUGUGAUCGUGUGCUACGCGUAUUUUCUGUACGUCAAAAACGACGAUAUCCAAACGGUUAUCGAAAUAUUGAGAAACUGUAUUGAUCAUUCCAAAGAUUGUCCUUAUUUGCAGGAAAUGCUAUAUGAAAGUCAAAUUGCAAUUCUGCAAUUGCAUUACGAACGGAAACAUAGCUUACAGAAUACGUUGAAAGAAACAUUGAGCAGAUCUUUGAGUACAUACCCAGACAACUUUUACGCCUUGUCGGUAUUUGCUAUCAUAGAGAGUGAAUUGCCAACAUGGAGAUUCAACAGUAGAGGCACUGAAAUUGGAUUAUGGAGAGCGGUAACGAUGUGUUUAGCUGCUCGUAGACGUAUUGGUCUCUUGAUGAAAUUCGAUCAUCCUGAUGCAGUGAUAGCUGCUCUAAAUAAGCUAUUAUCCUUUCAUCUAACGCUCUCCAAGAUACCAUCGACCAGAUGCUGUCCAUUACUAUGGAGACUGUACAUGCUACUUCUAAGGGAACAUAAUUUGUGCGAGAAGAAGGGAGAAGAGAUUUAUCACGAAAGUGUCAUGCAAUGCCCGUGGGCGAGGAGCAUUUACAUAGAUGCAGCUGAAGUAGCGCCUCAACUUCUUACACAGAUUCAAGAUGUGAUACGCGAGAAAGAAUUAAGGAUGCAUGUCACGCCUGAAGAAUUAGAUAUUCUACGUGGAUAACAUAAUUACUUGAUCCUAACCCUUAUGUAAGAGUCGGAGAGAAAAGUAUAUCGGAAGCCGGAGUUUACUGGGCCGGGACUCGAGUCUUUCGCUUGCCGGGCGAUUACUCUAAAUGUCACAAUUAAGCUACCCACAGAUCUAUAUUAGGCUAGAACCAUUCCUAAGAUAGCAGUACAGAAAUUUAUAUGUACUGUACAAACAUAUGUGCAGUGCGGCGUAUAUUAUUAAUAAGUAAAUACAUUCAUAUUGCUCAUUAAUUUGAGCAUAAUUGGGAAGAUAAUGAUUUUGUUAUAGUAUUUAUAUCCUAAUAUUGUCAAAUAUAUAAUAUAUAAUAUUGCUAUUGAUAUUAUGUGAUAAGGUUAUGGGAAAAGGUGCUUAUAGAAAUGGUUCUACCCUAAUAUUGAAGAUUGCAGGCCGGGACUCGAACUCAAAACUGUCGCUCUUCGGGCGAAUAGCAACGGUUCCGGGUUCAAAUCCCAGUCUGCAAUUUUUAAUAAUAUUAGGGUAGAACCAUUUCACAUAAGCACCUUUUCCCAUAACCUUAUCACAUAAUAUCAAUAGCAAUAUUAUAUAUUAUAUAUUUGACAAUAUUAUGAUGUAAUUACUAUAACAAAACCAUUAUCUUCCCAAUUAGGCUUAAAUAAAUAAGCAAAAUAAAUGUUGUCACUUGUUAAUAUACUUUCAUACUAU